CUUUUCAACAUUUUAGCAAGUGCUUGUAGCCCUAUUUUUGUUUACAUUGCAUUUUGCCUUUUUGAAUAGCAUUUUCCAUACAUAGUGACAUGUUAGUGUUUAUGUAAUUGGCUACAAAGUUUGCAAUUAUAUGGAUAGCCAGAACAUUAUGUUAUAUGUUGGUGUUUAUAUUAUGUGUAUAGCCUAAAAAGUUUGCAAAUAUGCCAAACAUACUGUUGAGACGCUGAAAGUGAAAAACAAAUAAUCAGUGAAUGUUCCUCAAAAUACUAAAAAUGUCAUUCAAUUUAAGACUUCCAAGUCUAUUUCUUAAUCCUAGAGACUUGGCAAACUAUCUUCAGGUUUAGGAACUGUAGAUAGAUUCGUUCUAAUGUUUAUGAACACCAAUGAAAUCAGCAGAAUGGGGAAUUUAAUUAUUAAUAAUUAUAUUUAGAAUGACUUAAAAUCUGUUUAAUACAAUCAUUUUUUUCAGAUGGCUUAAUUUACCCUAAUAUGGGGCAAGUUUGAACCACAUAACCACUUUUUUGGGACCCCAUAUUUUGUUGUCUAUUUGAGUUCGGCAAGUUUCAAUUGAUAGCACACAUCAUGAACUUGUGUUGCAUUAUUUUUUUCCUGUCUUAUUUUCCCUUGGCUAUAGGUCGAAAACAGGCUCAUCCUACCCCACUCUCCCCUAUUCUAUUGGAAAUACUCAUGACUCCGUGUCAGUGUGUGUUGACGUGAGUCACAGUCACAAGAUUUGUGGACUUCUGGGUGAGAAAAUGAAUGGGAGGGAGUGUAGCCUUCAGUCACCACCCCAAUUGCUUUACCUUCGCGGUUUCGUGAGUGAAAUGUCGAAUCAUGAAUAAUGAAUGACUUCAAACUGAAGUGAAAAUAAAAAUUCAAACAUGCAUGCAUGAGUCUUUUCUCGUUCACCUUCAGAAGAUUAGGCUAUGUUAUGUACGUGGAUAGUGUUUUUUUUUUUUUUAGUUUGAACAGUGCUUAGAUUAGAUGUGCAAGUGGGUGCAUAGAUAGGGACGAUUACCUAAAGGAAGGCUAAUCCCAUGAAUCUGAUAAAUCGGAGAAGCGCUGUUCCGUGUUCGCCCCCCUUCCCGCAUCAGCAUCCCUCCGUGAGGUAUGACGUGCUUGGGAGCUGUCCCAGGAAUCAUGGUGCUGAAGCUGCCGCAUCCUCCAGUACCCAAUAAGCGAAGAGCUAUAGCCACCACAGGUUCCACGCCGUUAUUCCAGACACGGGGACAGUUUCCGUGGGUCUUUGGACACGGAGCUACGGGCACUCUACACCUCGCCGCUGCAUCGCCCUUGCGUGAUAUAGAUUCCAGGAUUGUAAUUGCUACCAAAAUGCCCCCCCUACGGUGAACCUGGACCAGCGCCAACGAGCGAGGUUUUGAUUUGACUCUCACCUGGAGUCGUCUCCUGAAAACCGUGAUCCUGCACGAUGUUAAAGUAGCCCACACGACCCGAAACAAGCAAGAGCCAACCAUAAGAAGGAGUUACGCUAAUUGAUGAAGACAUAUUGCAACUUCCGCUGAGGGUUUCUGUUGAAGUCGUCGACAAGGGGGUCGGAAAACUGCUUUGUCUUGCUCUUAACAAUAAUGGGAUGUAAUUGCCUGGCAUUUGAAAUUCCUCUAGGCUAACUGUUGCGAUCCCAUGCACUUGCACAGACAAGAAGAUGAAGAUGAACGCAUUGUAAAUGAAUGGAACAUCUCAUAUAAACUGCGGAUUUCUAAAUUGCGGUGCACUAAAAUCUGAAAGGAUUGGUAUUUUGUCGGGUUUGUGAACCUGUAUGCACUAGCGACAAGGAACGACGUGGGAAUCAGACUAAAAGCGAUUUUAGUGUUCUCUAUUUAAAUCUGUACUCUAAAUAAAUAGGAGCUCGAACCCUAGGCUGUGGGAGCGCUUGUUUGAUUUUUUCCCUUUUUUCUUUAAACAACUUAUGGCCUCUUAUGCAUGCUUAUACAAUUCCAAACCUAUCCACCCUCUACAUGUUCAGCAAGACACGCAAGGAGUUUGGUGUAUUUUGGCACUGAGGAGACAUUUCAGUGAUAUUUCAACACCAUGGUAUCCGAAACACCUUUUGUAAAUCAGUCUAUCCGUGACAACCUACCCUCUCCAAUCUAACCUUCUGACGGAAUUAUUAUUAACAUGGUCUGGUUUUUCCUGUGGCUUUUACCAACUUUAUUUUAUUUGCGUGCCUGUGAAAUGUGCACAUGUUGUUAGUCCUUGGUGUCGUUACAUGGUGCCGGACAUUGUUGAGUCUCCAUCUGAAGCUACACAGCGCCGGUAUGCUGAAGAGCCGCUUUUGCGUUUUGUUCAGUGACCUGAAGGUUCUUCUGUUCAGGCCACCGCCGCCCUCGGCACCGCCACCCACCCUCAACCCCAUGAUUGGACAAACAACAGAGCGUCGUGAGAGCGGAGCCAACUCGCAUGUCAAUAACAACACAUUAAUAGGAGUCAAUCAGUCGGACCCCUGGGUUGCCCCGCAGCUAGAUGGGGCUGUGGGAUCAGAGGGGGUCCGAGAAGCCCCGAUUUGGACCGAGGCGGGAGCGGAGGAACCUUCGGAUGCGUUUCAGUUCAGGGUCUCCCCUGACGACUUCCCCAAGCGGGAGGAACGGUUCUCCCUCAUCAGCUGCACGAGCGGCAUGAGGACUCCGUUGUGCAGGAUAUGUUUUCAGGGACCGGAGCAGGGGGAGCUGUUGAACCCGUGUCGCUGCAAUGGCUCCGUGCGCUGCACUCACCAGCCGUGCUUGAUCAAGUGGAUCAGUGAGCGAGGCUCCUGGGCCUGUGAACUGUGCUACUACAAGUACCAGGUCAUCGCCAUCAGCACCAAGAACCCGCUGCAGUGGCAGGCCAUCUCACUGACGGUCAUAGAGAAGGUGCAGAUAGCGGCGGCCAUCUUGGGAUCACUGUUCCUCAUCGCCAGCAUCUCCUGGUUGGUCUGGUCGUCCCUGAGUCCCUCAGCCAAGUGGCAACGGCAAGACCUGCUCUUCCAGAUCUGCUACGGCAUGUACGGAUUCAUGGACGUGGUCUGCAUCGCCCUGAUUGUGCACGAGGGACCUUCCGUGUUCCGAAUAUUCCACCGAUGGCAAGCUGUCAAUCAGCAGUGGAAGGUUCUGAACUAUGACAAAGUCAAGGACACCAAGGACAAAGAGGCCGUGAAGACUGGCGAGCGGGAGUGGACUCUGUCGCUGCUGCAUCAGCGGGUCGAAGCCGGACCGGACGCCUCUCCGUCCAGCCCCUCGCCCAUUAUCAUCAACACCGUGACCCCUACCACGGAAACAGCCGCCUGGGCAGCGGUGGCGGCGAUGGCAGCAGCGUCGCCCGAGGGAACAGGGGCGGGGCCGGACUUACAGAACUCUGUCGCCCAGGGCAACCAGCACUGUGCAUACAACUUCCGCCAGCUGUUCAGCCACCUGAGGCCCCAGGAGCCUCGCGGGCAGCCCAGCACCAGCAGCCGAGAGCUGGUCAUGAGGGUCACUACAGUCUGAGGAUCCGCUGAGGCCUACCUGGAGAGAUGGAUGCAGGGGGGGGGCUGAGUAAGAAUAAUGGGGCUCAGGACUCUUACGAAAAAAGAGAUUUUUAAAAGA
Molecule: messenger RNA, 3578 nt
Organism: Clupea harengus (Atlantic herring)
Lineage: Eukaryota; Metazoa; Chordata; Actinopteri; Clupeiformes; Clupeidae
Gene: marchf4b
Product: membrane associated ring-CH-type finger 4
Exons: 4
Coding region: 2202-3479 (425 amino acids)
Biological process (GO): protein ubiquitination
Molecular function (GO): ubiquitin-protein transferase activity; zinc ion binding
Source: RefSeq, a predicted model, not a curated record